Molecule: messenger RNA, 3363 nt
Organism: Mizuhopecten yessoensis (Yesso scallop)
Lineage: Eukaryota; Metazoa; Mollusca; Bivalvia; Pectinida; Pectinidae
Product: E3 ubiquitin-protein ligase RNF8-like
Exons: 7
Coding region: 44-1882 (612 amino acids)
Biological process (GO): double-strand break repair; protein K48-linked ubiquitination; ubiquitin-dependent protein catabolic process
Cellular component (GO): site of double-strand break; nucleus; ubiquitin ligase complex
Molecular function (GO): ubiquitin protein ligase activity; zinc ion binding; nucleic acid binding
Source: RefSeq, a predicted model, not a curated record
CUUCACAAGGCACCAAGUUUCAUUGCGCGGUCGAAAUAACAGAAUGGCAGAUAUUUUAGGCCAAACUUGUUUACAUCGGUUGGGAGACAAUGUCAAGAAACAUAGACUGAUAUCGUUCUCUGAUAAGAACGAGGUAACGAUUGGCAGGUCUCCAGACGUUACAGUAUGUCUUUUGUCCAACAUGAUCUCGCGCUGCCAUGCAACACUACAGAAGUCUGAAUCUGGGACCUGGACCAUCAAGGACAAUAAGAGCCUAAAUGGGGUGUUUAUUAAUGAUGUACGGCUGGUGGCCAACCAACCAUGUACACUUGAGGAGGGAGACAUUGUACAGCUUGGCAUUGCAAAAACACCACAGGAAAAGGCAGAGUUUAUAUUCAAAUUCCAUAAAAAUCUCAAAGUGAAGCGUGUUCGACAGAACUCUUCUCAGGAUAAUUCAGAAAAGCAAGUAGAGAAUUGUGUUGAAAAAUAUCCAAUGAAGAGAAUAAAACUAGACUGUGACGCCAAGCCAGUGAAAUCAAUUCUUAAAAAGGGUCCAACAGAAAAACCAGAAAGUGAUUCACGAGUGUCGAGUUCCCAACCUGAUCUCGGAUGUUCUGACGAAGAGGCAGACAACAAGGACACACCUAGGAAAAACAACAGAGUGAACCCUGACAAAGACUGGUCACCAUUUCAAGAUUACAAAGAAAAAGUUAAACAACAGGAAAUGGAAUCUUAUUCAAAAUUAAAGGAGUACGAGGCAAAGAUGGCAGAGAUGCAAAAAAUGCUACAAGAGAAAGAAGCAGCACAGAAUGAGAUAAAGAAUGAACUUGAAGAAGAAAAGAGAAGAAGAGAACACCAGGCAAAGGAGUUAAAUACGAUGUUAAAAAAGAAAGAGGAAGAAAUGGAAGUUGCAUUGACAAAGAAAAAGGAGGAAGAAGAGAAAAUGAAAGAAGAACUUGAAAACCAAUUACUCAAUAGAGAGGCACAAAUGCUGGAACAACUUCAAUCUGAGAAAGACCGUCUGCUAGCAGAAAAGCGGAAAAUAGAAGAAAAUCUUAAGUUGACAAUAGAAGAAAAAGAUCGGCAGCUACAACAAGAACUUGUCCAACAAAAAGAAAAGCUGGAUGGUAUCAUAAAUAAAAAGGAAGCUGAGCAGCGGAUGCUGGAAAGUCAACUGAACGACACGAAGGCAGAAAAGGAUCAACAGAAGGAAGCCAUGUUACAUGCUAGGGAAGACAUUCUGACAAACUUUGCCGAUCUCAUGGAGACAGAGUUACAGUGUAGUAUCUGUAAUGAACUGUUUGUACAGGCCACCUCUUUGAACUGUUCCCAUGCGUUCUGUACUUACUGUAUAGCAGAGUGGAUGAAGGUGAAGAAAGAAUGUCCGAACUGUCGGGCACCAAUCACAUCUAGCUUGCGUUCCAUUGUGUUGGACAGCUAUAUAGACAAAAUGGUGGAACAUCUCAGUGACGACUUAAAACGUCAACGUGAUGAGUUGGUGGCUGCUCGCAAAGCCGAGGCUGAAAUAAAGGCAGAACAGGAUAAACCAGGGACAUCAGGGAAUGGGCAGAGGAGGGGGCGUGGCCGAGGCCGAGGUAGAGGGAGAGGGCGAGGUAGAAACCGUGCAAAUCCAGACCCUCCUCUUCCUGAAGCUCCGCCCAUUGUAAUACCCAGUGAUGAUGAUAGUGAUGAUGCUAUUGAUGGAGGUGUGGUCUCGAGCGGUGGUGAUUCUGAUAGCGAUCACUUUGAAAGUGCCAGCGAUAUGUCGUAUGGUGAUGGUGAUGACUCUGAUGACAGCUCUGACCUUGUUGGGGGAGCCUCAGGGGCUUACUUCGGUGGAUAUGGCAGAUGUUUCAAAUGUGGAUCAAGAGGACAUUGGGCAAAUGGCUGUCCAUAUUCAUAGUACCUUUGGGACAGACGGAUGUCUUCGGUCAUUGAUAGUACCUGUGGGACAGACGGAAGUCUUCGGCCACUGAUUAGUACUUGUAGGACAGACGGAUGCUUCGGUCAUUGAUAGUAACUGUGGGACAGACGGAUGUCUUUUGCCAUUGAUUAGUACCUGUAGGACAGACAGAUGUCUUUUGCCAUUGACUAGUACCUGUAGGACAGACAGAUGUCUUUGGUCAUUGUUUAAUACCAGUAGGACAGACGGAUUUCUUCGGUCACUGGUUAGUACCUGUAGGACACUGGUUAGUACCUGUAGGACACUGGUUAGUACCUGUAGGACAGACAGAUGUCUUUUGCCAUUGAUUAGUACCUGUAGGACAGACGGAUAUCUUUGAUCAUUGUUUAAUACCUGUGGGACAGACGGAUAUCUUUGAUCAUUGUUUAAUACCAGUAGGACAGACGGAUGUCUUCAGUCAUUGAUUAGUACCUGUGGGACAGACGGAUGUCUUAGGUCAUUGAUUAGUACCAGUGGGACAGACGGAUGUCUUAGGUCAUUGAUUAGUACCAGUGGGACAGACGGAUGUCUUCAGUCAUUGAUUAGUACUUGUUGGACAGACGGAUGUCUUUGGACAUUGAUUAAUACCUGUGGGACAGACGGAUGUCUACGAUCAUUGAUUAGUACCUGCGGGACAGACGGAGGUCUUUGGUCAUUGAUUAGUACCUGUGGGACGGUCGGAUGUCUUUGGUCAUGGAUUCUGUUCAGAGGAAGUAACCAAUGUCUAUCCUCCAACAUUGAUAUGUAUUAAUACCAUACACAGGUCCCGUCAUCAUCUCAACUUUGUCUUGUGAGUGGCAGACAUUUUGUUAUUAGGACACCAUGAUCACAACAGACGGACAUGGAGAAAGUUUAUGGUACUAUCCUAGUUGUGUGUGAGACUAAGUAGGGUACUACAAAAGUAAAACACAGACAGUAUUGUCCAUUAAAAUGAUAACCUCUCCUUAAUUUUUUUCUGGUAAAAAGGUGGAUUGAGUUAAUGGCUUCUAUCUGUUUAGGGUAAAACAUUGUUGUUACAGGUUUAUAUUUAUUUUUGUUUUAAUACAUACACCCCAGGAUACCUAGAAUAUUCAAACAGGAACCUAUAGCUCAUAAAAAGACAGGUCUAUUGGAGAACAGAAAUCAAUUAACUAUAGCUCAUAAAUAGACAGGUCUAUUGGAGAAUAGAAAUCAAUCAAGAUCGGAUAAUAAGCCUCUAUGACAAGGGUGCCAAAAUUGUGAAAAUGUUAGAUACCCAUGGUGUUCAAUUAAUUGCCUUUUUUUCAUAUUGUUUGUCUAGAGAUAGUCAAUAUAAAUUAUUGUUGGAUUGAAAAUGGAACUUUUUGAUGAAUUCUGUUACCUAUUUGGAAUAAAUGUUUGCAAGAAAACUAUAUGAUCUGAAUUGUGGCAGCAUUUACUCUCUGAAUAUAUAAGUGUUUGUUCAAUAAAAAUAUUGUGAUUAA